AUGGCGGACGUCGUGGCACAGCCAUUGCAGAGCGCACCACACGGCAAGAAGCGCGCGGGCGACAACUCGCUGGAGCAUGAGCAGCGCCUGAGCAAGCGCUUUGAUCUGCUGAAUCUAGUCAACAGCAAUGGCACACGCCUCUACAUCCCCGUCUCUGGCUCUGGCUCUGGCUCUACUCCUACCACUGCACCCCCGCCCGCCAUAACCCCCAAGCCGCGCCCCCAAUCACCCCCCGAAGAAGCAAUGCACAUCGAAGACACGCCGCACCGCAUCUACAUCGCCGACCUGGCCGCUGAGCUCAGCGACAUCCCCUCGGACGACGAACACCCCAUCUUCCUGUCCGACAUCGAGAAGCAUCUGUCCAAGAUCCCCUUGCACGUCUUGGCCGGCCCGACGCCCAAGCCCACCGAGCACAACCAGGUCGUGCUGUACAAUGUGCCUGCUAGCUUGACUGUGCCGGCGGAGCAGGAUAGUGUGCGGAAGGCUAUUGUUGAGACGCGGCGUAGGAUUAGGGAGAGGCAGGGGAGUGCGGUGGAUGAGGUGCAUGUACCGCUGGAGACGCGUCAGGAUGAGGCGUCCCAGAUGGACAAUGAUUACGACGCCAUGGACAUCGACUGA
Molecule: messenger RNA, 618 nt
Organism: Dothidotthia symphoricarpi CBS 119687
Lineage: Eukaryota; Fungi; Ascomycota; Dothideomycetes; Pleosporales; Dothidotthiaceae
Exons: 2
Coding region: 1-618 (205 amino acids)
Source: RefSeq, a predicted model, not a curated record